Molecule: messenger RNA, 1946 nt
Organism: Dicrocoelium dendriticum
Lineage: Eukaryota; Metazoa; Platyhelminthes; Trematoda; Plagiorchiida; Dicrocoeliidae
Source: the annotation of a GenBank genome assembly
GACGACAUCUUGGAACUUCCGGAACAUCAGAAAAGUUACGAUGAGCUUAAGGCCGUCGUCUUAAAGCGAUUUGGCAUAUCAGACCAUGCUCGCGUCACGCAGCUUCUUAACGAAACCGAGCUAGGGGAUCGAAAGCCUUCGCAGUUGCUGCACAAGAUGCAAGCUCUAGCUAAGCCUCUCGCUGUUGGCGACUCUUUCCUUAAAGAGAUGUGGCUUCGUUGCCUGCCACGUGACAUGCGCAAUCCCUUGUAUGCAAACGAUGCGCCUCUUCCUCAGCUCGCCGAUAUUGCCGACCGUAUUUGGGAAUCCAACGCCCAAAUAUCUCAGGUUCAGUCUACCUCCAGUACAGAGGUAGCAGAACUAAGAGCGCAAGUAGCCGCAUUGACCAACCGACUAGAGAAGCUAACACAAUCCGGAUCCAACCGCCGAAAUCGUUCCAGUAGUCGCAGUCCUCCUAGAUCACAUUCGAAAUCUCCCCCUAGGUCAAGCUAUUGCUGGUACCACGAGCGAUUUGGUCAUCAGGCCAGAUCGUGUCGCCCGCCUUGUUCCUUCAAGCGCAACACGCAGGGAAACGGGUAGGCCAGCACGUAGGGGCGACGGACGUUGCUGGCUGCCCCAGUCGCCUUUUCUUUGUCACCGAUCGCAGUACGGGAGUACGCUAUCUCGUUGACACCGGCGCAGAAGUCAGCGUUAUCCCACGUGAUUCUAAUGAUAUCGAAGAGGCGACCGGUUCAUUGCGCGCAGCAAACGGCACCACCAUUCGCGUGUAUGGUCAACGCUCGCGCACGCUUAAUUUAAACCUACGACGUUCAUUUAAAUGGAUCUUCCUCGUCGCAGAUGUCCAGACGCCAAUUCUUGGCCUUGACUUUCUGCAGCACUUCGAUUUACUUGUUGACGCGAAGCAACGCCGUCUGAUCGAUCGUCAAACAAACCUGGCAGUUAUAGGUACUUUGACCGACAUAGAGUCAAUCAGUCCUGUAUACGCCAACCUGUCAAGCUCGCCUAUCGGUCAGAUGCUUAAUACCAAGUUCCCGCAAGUCUUUCGUGCAAUGGCACCGUUUUCAUCCGCCACUGAUGCUGCGAAACAUCACAUCGUUACGAAAGGUCCGCCUGUUUUUGCCAAAGCCAGGCGAAUGACCCCUGACAAGUUGAAAAUUGCUCGCGCAGAAUUCGAGCACAUGCUUGAACUAGGCAUCGUUCGCCCGUCUAAAAGUCCCUGGGCGUCGCCGCUCCACAUGGUGCCCAAAAAGUCAGGAGACUGGCGUCCAUGUGGUGAUUACCGCGCGCUCAAUAACGUUACUGUUCCCGACCGAUAUCCGAUUCCUCACAUUCAGGACAUCACGGCAAGCCUGCGCGGCACCCGUGUGUUCUCGAAAAUCGAUCUGGUUCGCGCGUAUCACCAGAUUCCAGUCGCUGAGGAAGACAUCCCGAAGACUGCUGUAAUCACGCCGUUCGGGCUGUUCGAAUUUUUGCGUAUGCCGUUCGGUCUUCGCAACGCAGCCCAGACUUUUCAACGACUCAUCGAUUCAGUCACUAGAGGUCUAAAUUUCGUUUAUGCAUACAUCGACGAUAUCCUAGUUGCCAGCGCGUCUAAAGAACAGCACGCAGAACAUCUCAAAAUACUUUUCGAUAGGCUGGCCGCUAAUAGCAUCACUGUCAACCCUGACAAAUGCAUAUUUCAGCAGCCUUCCGUCGAAUUCCUUGGCCACCAUAUUGAUCAGUAUGGUAUACGGCCUCUAGACGAUAGAGUCCGCGCCAUCAGAGACUUUCCGGUUCCGACUACGUUAGCCGCUAUUCGCCGUUUUAACGGCAUGCUCAACUAUUAUCGACGUUUUCUUCCACACUGUGCCAAUUUGCUAAGUCCACUAACCGACCUACUUCGUGGACGUAAAACGGUCAGGUGGAACUGACUGCCGCUGCUGCUGAAGCUUUUAAAGCCAGCAAAG